CGGCCGAGAGGGAAUGGUGACGGCAACAUGAAAACGAGGCAUCCAGGGCCUCGAAUCAAACCAAAAUGGCGUCUCGUAGGAGUAAAACUAUACAACUUUUCGGUCCGUGCUUUUUAUGCGAAGAUGAUGUUCCAGGGAGCAGUUUAAAUGGAAAACCUCCUGACAGUUUCAAGAAAACUGAUCUUCAAUUUUGGCUGAGGUGUCGGGGUGAUAAUUCUUUGAAAAACUCAGCUACAAAAGCUGAACUUUGUAAACGUGUAGAGGAAUACAUUCGAGCUGGCCUUUCACAUUUCAUCGUUGAUCCCGAUGAAAAUUUACUUUAUACAGAGCGAAAACACCGUCGUAUCGGAAGACAACAAACCGAAGUCGAGAACACCGAAAAGGACGCCGACGGCAUCGAAACCGCUUUGUUACAUCGAAUUAAGUUUCCCGAGAGUGAAUGGAGGACUUCACUCGAAAAAAGUCCAACAUUUACAAGUGUAGAAGUGAACGAACAUAUUUCCAGAUCUGCUAAGAGACAUCCAGAGAGUACCCCAACACUUCCAACUGGUUUACAAAAAGCAAAGGCUUUUUUAGCAGAUGAAUACUUGCAUGAUAUUCAAACAAACUGUGAUCAGCGUUACUUCUAUUAUNUUUGGCCACACCUAAUUUUUGUAGAUUGGGAGAGUAAAAGGGAAAUUGGCCCUUAG
Molecule: messenger RNA, 689 nt
Organism: Exaiptasia diaphana
Lineage: Eukaryota; Metazoa; Cnidaria; Anthozoa; Actiniaria; Aiptasiidae
Exons: 2
Coding region: 66-689 (207 amino acids)
Source: RefSeq, a predicted model, not a curated record